Molecule: messenger RNA, 1126 nt
Organism: Thermothelomyces thermophilus ATCC 42464
Lineage: Eukaryota; Fungi; Ascomycota; Sordariomycetes; Sordariales; Chaetomiaceae
Exons: 3
Coding region: 183-848 (221 amino acids)
Source: RefSeq, a predicted model, not a curated record
AUUUCGCAGCCUGUAUCUCUAACUCUGUAUUCUUUAACGAGACGCACCAGAAACCGAUCGAUUUAAACGCUCUCCUGUGUGGUCUCGUGGUCUCGUGGUUGACCUUGGCAACCACCACUCAACAAGUGUUUAUCAUCAGCCAGCCCGCGAAAAGUACGCUUCCGAAACAGAUCGCCAUCAACAUGCCCGGCGGAGGACUUUUCGGCGUCGGCGUCCCGCCGUCGCAGCCUGUGUGGCUCCUGUACAUCAAGAUCGCCGUGCUGGUCCUCUCCCUCGUCAUCAUGGGCAUCUCGGGCUAUGUCCUAUCACUGACGAACGGCGGCGCCGCCUCGCUCGACAUGUUCGCUGCCAUCUUCAGCCUCCUCGUGUACGGCGCGGCCGGCGCUCUCGAGCUCUGGUCUCCCAAUAACCUCUUCCGUGUCGGCGGCCUCGUCUGCUACCCCCUUAGCAUCAUUUUCUGGCUCUCCGCCUGGGCCUGGUCGGCGAGCCAGUCGUCGGCCUGGAUGUCGCUUAAUGGCUGGUGGAAGGCCGGUACGAUUGGCGGGUGCCUCGGGGCCUGUGCCGGAAUUGGUGCGCUCAUCUGGAUCCUUGCCAUCGUCCACCUCUUCUUCUUCAUCCGCGCAUGCCUGAGCGAUUCCGGGGCCGCUGCCGGCGUCGGCCAGGCGGAGCUCGGCCAGGUCAAGCCCGAGGGCCAAUCCCAGCAGUACCAGCAGCCGUAUCCUGCCCAACAACCGUAUCCGGCCCAGCAGCCCUAUCCAGCACAGGACCCUUACGCGCCCCAGCAGUAUCCCCAGCAGUAUCCCCAGCAGUACCCCCAGCAGCAGACGUCGCCGUAUCCUACUCAGUAAGCCGCUGGGCGGGGCGCAAUAUCGGCGAGAUUGUUGGCUUAGCUUGGAUUGAGGCGCCGCAAUCGGGUUUCCCGCGACCGGUUCUCCCCCUAUGGUCUCGAGUCUGCUUUGGAUAAUAGAGUGUCCUUUUUCUUCGUCCGAACUACGCGACACACUAGCGAUGUUUUCGGGGUCCUAUCAAGUUAUUUCGCUAGAGCUAUUACAAAUUGAUACCCGGCUUGUCUCUGAGCACGACAACUUUUCCUUCAAAGUUUCCAUGUCAACCACCUAGCCAGGCG